Molecule: messenger RNA, 1469 nt
Organism: Drosophila bipectinata
Lineage: Eukaryota; Metazoa; Arthropoda; Insecta; Diptera; Drosophilidae
Gene: Slimp
Product: Seryl-tRNA synthetase-like insect mitochondrial protein
Biological process (GO): seryl-tRNA aminoacylation
Cellular component (GO): mitochondrion
Molecular function (GO): tRNA binding; serine-tRNA ligase activity; ATP binding
Source: RefSeq, a predicted model, not a curated record
UCUGCCGGUUGAGUUUGUUAUUGAAAACAAUCAAAAAUGCUAAACCUGAGAAUCCUUAGCCCUUCGGUUAGAAAGUCCUGUGCCAGGCAUAUCUCCGCCCUUUACAUAACUGGCGACAAAGCGAACGAGAAUUUUGUGACCCUGCAGCCGUACCUGGACUUCGAGGGAACCUUCGGUGGACGAGAGUUUUUGGAGAAGAGCAUUGCUAGUAGGGGCCUCAAUAUCAACCUGGAAACUGUGCUUAAUAAGUACCAAAAGUAUCAGGCGCAUCACGAGCAAUUGAAAAAGGUUUCUGAGGAUCGAGAAUCAGUCACCAAACGAUUAAAGGAGCUAUCCAAAGCUGGAGGCAAUGUUGAUCAGCUCGAACAGCUCAAAGAACGUGGAAAAUCAUUGCGCAACGACUUAAAGAAUCUGAAGAAGGCCCUUUACCCAAUUGAAGAUGACUUUAUCCAUGACUUUCUGCAUUUACCUAACCGGUUGCAUGAACUUUGUCCCACAGAAGGCGAAGAGAAGCUGCUCUACCGUCACCAUGUUCCCAAUUCCAAAAUGGAUGCGCCCUCUCACAUGGCGAACAAGGAACUCAUACACUUUGUGGACAAUAAUCGGUAUUACAUGAUGGAACAGGCGGCCCACUUUGAUGUUAAUGCUAUGCAAUCUUUGGCACGGUAUUUUGUCACCAAGGGAGACUUCAUUCAAACCGCUAACCCUGAUUUUGUGCGUUGUGUACUGUUGGAGGCAAAUGCCACUUCAAUGGAUGACUACCACAUGGUGCGCGAGGAGCACUUGCAAAACAAAAUUAAUACAGCUUACUUGACAGGGGGAUCUGCCUUUGAGAGCUAUUUGGGCGCCAUGACCAAGCUGUGCGUAUAUCCUUCGGUGCUGCCCCUGCGAUAUGUCUGCUGUGGGCGAAGCUAUAAUCGAGCGGAAGCCAAAUUAAAUGGACCAACUCCCAGUCUCUAUACAGCGACCCAAUCGAACGCUGUCCAAAGCUUUGUGGCGACACAAAGUGGCAGUGACGCGGAUUCCCAAUUAGAACAUAUUCUCAACCUAGCAGUGGACUUCUACAAAGCUAUAGAUGUACCAUUUCGGGUUGUUUACGUGCCAGCUAAAAAUCUAACACCUUCGGAAAGUCUUCGCGCAGUUGUUGAGGUAUACGCACCGUCUUUGAAACGAUAUGUUUGUGUGGGAAGAAUAAGCAAUUACGGAGAUUUUGUGUCCAAGCGAAUCCUCUUCAGUACUCGGCGGGAAAAACACUACGAUUUUCUGCAUUUGGUCGGCGGACCAGUCUUGUACACCUCAAGGCUGAUAGCAGCUCUCUUGGAACAUAACAUCAACCUGGAAGACUGUAAACUGCUGGGCUCUGCCAGACAAACACCCACCAUGCAGCAAAGUGUUCAGCAAUUUAGGGACCUCUUUAAAUAAAUACAAAACUUUGUUCCUGUUUCUUGUUUGUUUUCGUUCUUAAGUCU